Messenger RNA from Anoplopoma fimbria (sablefish), 2917 nucleotides. RefSeq lists its product as uncharacterized. Gene Ontology annotation, cellular component: mediator complex. Gene Ontology annotation, biological process: positive regulation of transcription by RNA polymerase II. The record is from RefSeq and is a predicted model, not a curated record. Gene Ontology annotation, molecular function: DNA binding; transcription coregulator activity. Lineage: Eukaryota; Metazoa; Chordata; Actinopteri; Perciformes; Anoplopomatidae. Bases 193 to 2439 code for a protein of 748 amino acids. The transcript is spliced from 11 exons.
GUUGAAGAUGGACGACAGCCACGUUUUUGCCGACUUAAUGUGAAAUUAACAACAUUUGGCUUUUAGGUUUUCAUCUUACAAUAAAUAGGGGUUAAUUCUAAAAGCAUAAAGUGUUAUAUUGCGUGGUUUUGGUGCGCGUUAGCUCGCGUUAGCUCGCGUUAGCCUGGCGGGUAACACAACGACGGUUGACAAAUGUCAAGACCACGGUCCCGAUCGCCACGUUACAGGAGGUUCCCGUGGGAUGAACCGGACUUUGAUCCUCAUAAAGUCGUUGCAGAACUCGACAUGAAUCCGUCGGACAGGAGCCACCGCUCCCGAGAAGAUCCUGAAGAGCACUGGGACUACUUCACCGAAGACAUGCAACCCGACGCCCAGAGGAGAACCCCUCCUUUCCCAGACGACCGUCAGUUUGGGCAUCAACGCCAUCCGAACCAGGAGGAGUUUUACCGCCGGAGGCCGUCGCCACAUCACAGCGUGACGAGCUUUGAUGAAGACCGGAGGAUUUCUCCACAGCAUGAUAGAGGAGGAGGGCAUGGAGAGCGACGCAGAGGAGGGUUUAGAGAGCUCUUUCAGAGAUAUGAAAACAGGGAGAGGUUGCCUCAGCCGCCGCCGAAGGUGAUGAGGGAAAAAUUGCCGCCGACGCCGAGAUCUCACUCGGACCACCAACAGAGAGAGCCGGGGAUCAGCUGGAGGAGAGAGGAGCAGGGCAGAGGUCGAGGGAGGUUCAGGGACCUCAGUCCCAGUGUGAGGUUGGAUGACCAAAGAGGCGGAGCAGGUAGGGAAAGAGGAAGGAGGCCCACUCAGGGUCCUAAUAGAGGCAGACGAAGAGAGGAUUCACAUCAGGAGAGGAGCCCCACCUUUAAAAGGCAAAGGAGGGAAAUGGAUGACGCCACUCACCUGGGGUUCAGGGAUGAGGAGGACUUUGGGGGACAGCGUUACUCGGUGAACUCACCCAGAGAUAUGUUUGGAGGAGACACUCAGGGGAGCCUCCCCCGCGGAGACACUCGGCACUCGGGACCACUCGUCGUUGAACACGAUCACGGCAUCACAGACAGCAGGGAGCCGUCACGGUGGGAACAAUUUGACGGCCGCAGAGAUCUCGACCCCGACUUUGAGCGACAGAGGAGUCCCCGUCCGUCGGGCUCCUCUCAGGAGCGUUUCAGGACGUCGGAGAGCCGGUUGGAUGAUCGGGAAGACGCGAGAGGUCGGCAUUUUCAAGACAACUGGAGGGACUCGAACUAUCAAGAAACUCGGAGGAACCCUGCGCCACAAGAAAGACCAAACCCCGUGAGAUACAGUAAUCGAGGGGGUCCCGUGAACCACAGGGGGAGGGGUGGUCCUCACCCGCCGAGAGGCCAGUUCAGCCGCGGACAGGGUGUAAAGACCGGACCGCCCAGGAGCCAACCACGCAUACAGCCGUCCUCACAAGGAUACCAAGAUCUUCCUCACGAAGAGCAGCAAAGACCGGGGUACCGACCCUUCAGGGGAGAUGAUUACGAGGGUCCCAUCGAAGAGGAGCCCGACUGGGCCGAGGAAGACCCGCCUCAGCAGUGGGAGCCUCGCAGGCCUGGAAGUCUGGAGCGACCCCAGAUGAGGAGCAACUUGGACCCUAAAAUGCCCCGUCAGAGGGAGCGAGGAUGGAGCGAUCAGAAAACCAACAACAUGAAGGCUGCGACGGAGGAAACGCUAACCAUCAAAGUGGACAUGAGCCGACCCGUAAACAAUAACAGCUCGCUGUGUUACUCCUCGGACCGGCAGCUCUCUUUGGAUCUGGUCAACGUGGGUCGGCAGCGUCUGGACUUCCUGCCGAUGCUCGAGCACUCCGGCACGUACCGGGAGUCGUCCACGCACACCGGGACGUUCGCCCAGGAGAUCAUCACACUGGUGCACCAUGUGAAAGAGCAGUAUUUCAGAGACGACGGCGUCACCCUGACCGAGAGGUUCUCGACGCCCCAAACGGGCGGCUUCUCCGACGAGGAGACGGAGGAGCUGACGCUGGACGAGAGGUUCAGCUCAAACCGAGGCUUCAGCUUAAAUAUGAACUCGCUGCUUGACGACGACGAGCCUCUGUUCUCCAGACUCGGACCUUUGCAGCCGGUUCGAGGCCCCGGCGACCUGAGACACGACCUGGAGAGGAGGAGACAGGAGAGGCUGGAGGGGGUUAAAGUCACGAUAUCAGGGAGCAGCGUGUCACAGCGCCCCCUUGGGCAAAUCAGUGAUCCGGGCUUCGACUACAGUGACCAGGAGGAAAUGUCUCAGCUGGAGGACGAAGGAUUCUCCAGCUGGCCAGAGGAGCAAAGCCGGAGACGAGAAACACACAUGGGACCAAGGAGAGGAGCUCCGUUCGCCUCCCAACGCAGGAACACUCGACCCGUCAGCCGGAUCGGACCGAUGAGGAGACCGAACAACCGCAACAACCCGGCAGGUCCUAACUGGUGAUCGGACACUGGGAAGGUUUUCCUGUUUGGAUGCUGCUGGUUUUACCUUUUUAAAAACUGCUCCUAAAAAGUGUUUUGGGGCCGAAUUGUGUCGCCGUCGUAUCAAACUGUGAAGAAGAUUGACAUUCUCACCUGUUCAGUCCUUCCAUCUUUGUUUAUUUGUGUCAUUCUAACAAUGAUGUCUCUAUUUUUCCCUUUUCACACUUUAUCUUUAUGGAUGUUUGGUCUUGAUUUCAAACAAUAUUUUAUUUUUUUUAAUCAAAAAGUCAUCGUUUAUCUGGAUUACGUUGGUUUGAAGCAUCUACAGUUUUAUCGGUGUAGACCUCACAGAAACGGAAGAUGAAAUUGAUUAAAAACACUGAACUCGUGUGAAGUAACAAGACUUUAAAAUGACUGUGAUCUUCUAUCUUUAAUGUUUUUGUUGUCCUCCUCAGUUUCACAUCCUAACACCACCAAUAAAUAAAACACUUUGAUUUAGA